Molecule: messenger RNA, 1493 nt
Organism: Carassius auratus (goldfish)
Lineage: Eukaryota; Metazoa; Chordata; Actinopteri; Cypriniformes; Cyprinidae
Gene: spef1
Product: sperm flagellar 1
Exons: 7
Coding region: 92-706 (204 amino acids)
Biological process (GO): regulation of cytoskeleton organization
Cellular component (GO): axoneme
Molecular function (GO): microtubule binding
Source: RefSeq, a predicted model, not a curated record
CUAGUAACGAUUCAAACAACCAUACUAAUACCUGUACCUCUGAGAUAACGUUAGUUGCGGGUUUUAGUCACGCAGAACCUUCAUUAAAAUCAUGGACGGGCUUAAACAGUUAAACGAAGAAGCUUUGCAAGACCUCUACGCGUGGAUAGACAAGAUACCGCUCUCCAGACCCAAACGGAAUAUUACUAGAGAUUUUAGCGAUGGAGUUAUGGCCGCAGAAGUAGUGAAGCAUUUCUUCCCUAAACUGGUGGAUCUGCACAACUACACGGCCGCGCAUUCCACGCAACAGAAGCUGAGUAACUGGAGCACCCUGAACAGAAAAGUUUUCUCUAAGCUGAAUUUCCAUGUACCCGAGGAGACGAUGAAAAAAAUUGUAGUCAGCACAGCGGGCUGCAUCGAACUAGUCCUUUGCUCUCUGAGAGAGAAGAUAGAGGAAAAACAAGCAGGAAAACAAUUAGAUGGCACUCAGGACUUGGAAUAUUACAGUACUAUAAAUGGACAACCCAGAUCAGUUAUUGAGGCCACUCACACCAAUCCAGCCACUGUGAAGAAGAUAGGCAAUGUAAGUCCUGCUGUAGCCUUGGGACCAAAUGUGGAUCCAGCUGUCCGUUUGCUCUUGGAGGAAAAGGAGCAAGCCAUUUUGGCUUUACAGGAGACUGUUGAGCCUUCUCUCAUGGAUGAAUGCCGGAUAUUUCCAAUCAUUUAGUCCAUUUAGAGUAAAUCUCCUGCAAGCUUGCAUUAAUCUACAUCAACAACAAUCAAUACUACCAUGUCCCCAUCCUACAUCUUUUUUUUCUUAUAAUGUGUUACACUCGGAUGUACAUCACAAUACAGAACAAAUGCUCUGUUGAUUCUUCUGUUUAAUUGUGACUGUAAUGUGCCUAAAAAUUUGUAUAAAUUCAUUCCAAUUUUUUUUUCUUUAGCAUGAGAUCUUUAAAAAAUGCAGAUGUUUUUUAAAAAUGUGAUUGUGAAUGUGUUUAAAACCUUUAGCAAACAAUGCCAGCUGGUGAGAGAGAGAUGCAUUUGUGUCACAAAAGGAAAUUGGUCUUCCUGUGCUUUUCUUUCUGCAAAUGGUCAAGGGUUGCGGGUCACAUUCUCUGACAUGUUUCCUGUUACUCUUGCAAAUGUGGUUAAAAAAAUUGCAAGGUUGUCAAAUGAGUCACUGUGAGUUCAGCAGCUGUGAUAUUUGUCACUUGACGGUCAGUAAAACAAUUUUAAGGUUCCAGUAAUAUAUUUAGAUGCUUGAAGAUUAAUCAUUUGAACAGUUUGCAUUUCAAUUCAAAGAAAAAGAUAAUCAGAAACUGGUCUAUUUUAACUGGUCUGCAUCAAAUAGUACUCAAAGUUUCUAUGGAAGGAAAUGCUACAGGAUGAUUGUGACAGAAAACUUUAUUUUGUUAUUUUGUGCCCCUGUAAAGCCCUUGGUUUGCAUGUAUUAUACCAUAAACUUAAAACCGCUGUUGAAAAUCACAUAUCACAUACAGUAAAUAUUUUAC